Paramacrobiotus metropolitanus is the source of this 898-nucleotide messenger RNA. RefSeq lists its product as uncharacterized. NCBI's taxonomy places the organism in Eukaryota, Metazoa, Tardigrada, Eutardigrada, Parachela, Macrobiotidae. The transcript is spliced from 4 exons. Bases 1 to 870 code for a protein of 289 amino acids. The record is from RefSeq and is a predicted model, not a curated record.
AUGUGCAUGAUUGUUUUUCGCUUUGCUUACUACCUUUACAGCGCUCUUGACGCUACCGAGAGUUAUUGGGAGAAGACCACGUAUUUCGUUUUUACACUGGGCAUGGGUCAAAUUUCAGCAUGGGUACAGUUUUCUAUGAUUGUAAGCGAAGCCGCCAUGCUGCCGUUGUACUGUUCGAUUGUGCAUUACUGCACUUUAAUUAGUGAGUACUGGUCAGUGUUCUGUUCAAAUAUACAGAAAGAAAUGUCCUUUUUAUCGUCCAAAUGCCGGUUUACUCGGUCAUUCGACGAAAUACUGCGCAAUUUAGUAAUACAGAAUGAGAAACUCUCGUCUCUGUUGGAGGAUAUGGACAAAUCAUUAUCGAACUUAUUGGCUGUAAUGUUGUGUGGCAAUGUGGUUAUUUUGGCAUCUGUCAUCGCCAACGGUUUUGUCUCGGCCAAUCUGGUCAAUGUCGUCGAUGUGAGCCUAUUCGUUGCCAGUGUCACAGGUCCCAUUAUCGCGCUGAUCGUUGUCAUUUCCCAAGCAGCGUUAGUCCACAGCUCGGCGGUUAUUUCCAAAACGGUUUGGAGUGACUUUGUCCGUAAUCGACAAAAGUACCGCGGAAACGCUUCGACAGCUACGUCCUCCGGGGAAUGUGAAAAGCUUUUGGCGAUUCUUCAUGUGACUGCACAUCGAUCAUAUUCGCUCACUGCCAUGGGAGUUGUGCACAUUUUCUCCUCAACUGGAAUUACUAUCAUUAUGGGGUUCAUCGGCUUCUUGUGUUUCCUGAUUGAGCGCUCGGAACAAUACUCAUCUAACGUUCACCUUCAAGAGUCACUCAAAAUUAUGAGGAGAAAUUGUACAUGGAUCGCUCCAUCUCAGCGCCACUGACUCCUUGACGGUUUAAUUUUUGUCACGU